Eremothecium gossypii ATCC 10895 is the source of this 684-nucleotide messenger RNA. It is a transcript of the gene SIC1, whose product is annotated as cyclin-dependent protein serine/threonine kinase inhibiting protein SIC1. Bases 1 to 684 code for a protein of 227 amino acids. The transcript has a single exon. The record is from RefSeq and is marked provisional. NCBI's taxonomy places the organism in Eukaryota, Fungi, Ascomycota, Saccharomycetes, Saccharomycetales, Saccharomycetaceae.
AUGACGCCGGCUACGCCUCCACGGUCUCGGAGCAGGCGAGCAGAUCAGGACGAGAUGGCGACGCCGCGGCGCGCGGUGACCGGCGGGGGGCUGUUGACGCCGGGAACGGUGGGUUGCAAGGGAGAGGCGGGGGUGGCGCGGCCACGGACGCCGGAGGGCGAAGUGCGGUCGCCGGAGCAGACGCCGCGGCGGGCGGGACGGCGCGCGGGCGCGCUGGACGAGCUGGGGACGACGGCGCGGGUGCUGUUUCCUGCUGCGCGCGAGGGUGGCGCGCCCGGGCGGCAGGGGGCGCGGCGGGGGGAUGCGCGGCCCGCUCGGCGAAAGGCGGCACGCCAGGAGCCCGGAACGCCGAGCAGCCGGAUCGUGACGUUCGAACUGGCGGAGGCUUGGCAUAACCAGUCGGGGUGUGGGUCGUCAGACGACGAGGGCGAGGAGGACGUGCGGCCGCUGCGGCUGGAGAAUCCGUUUUUGGCGCGCGGCGUGGCGGGCGCAGACGAGCGGCGCGAGCGGGCACGGCAACUCGAGGCGGCCGACCCGAGCAUCGGCCAUGCAGUGACGCUCGUGGAUAAGCGCGGGCGCCCGGUGCACCAGCGGGAGCUCACGCCGGAAGAGCAGGAGCUGUUCAAGCCGCGCAUGUUGUUUGCCCGCGAGCUGGAGGACGGGCGGCCUGGCGAUGGCAUGUGA